This is a messenger RNA of Dictyostelium purpureum, 1485 nucleotides long. RefSeq lists its product as uncharacterized. The record is from RefSeq and is a predicted model, not a curated record. Gene Ontology annotation, molecular function: iron ion binding; monooxygenase activity; oxidoreductase activity, acting on paired donors, with incorporation or reduction of molecular oxygen. NCBI's taxonomy places the organism in Eukaryota, Evosea, Eumycetozoa, Dictyosteliales, Dictyosteliaceae. The transcript has 3 exons. Bases 1 to 1485 code for a protein of 494 amino acids.
AUGUUUAUAGGUAUAAUAAAUACAGUUUUUUUAACUUUAGGUUUUUUAAUUACCAUUUUAUUUAUUAAAGAUUUGGUAUAUGAAGAUAGAAAAACAAAGAUUAAUAAAUUAAUUCCAGGUCCAAGGGCAGUACCAAUUUUUGGUAAUUUGCUCCAUGUUAAUAAGAAUGAUAUUCCAACAAGUUUUGAUGAGUUAUAUAAAAAGUAUGGUCCAGUUUUCAGAUUAAAAUUGGGGAAUAUCGAAACAGUGGUAAUAUCAGGAAGCAAAACUCUUGAUGAAAGUUUUAUAAAGAAUAAAUUAGCAACCCAACAUCGUUUUAUUAGAAAUAGUAGAUUUUUCCUAAAAGAUAGAGAUAUUAUGUUUUCAAAUGGGGAUUUAAACCUUGUAUUAAGAACCACAUUCAUGUCAGAAAUAACAACAAGAAAAUUAAAUAAUGGACGUUUGGAUGCUAAUAAAUUCGCAUUACAAAUGAUAAAUAAAAUUUACAAAGGUGAUGAUACUAUCCUUGAAAACUUUCCAAAAUAUGUUAAAGAAACUGGUAUUAAAAUUAUGAUAAAUUUUAUUUUUGGUACUGAAGAAAAUGAAGAACUAAAUACCAAGUUCAUUGACACAGUAGCAAGAUUAUUCAAAAAUGGUGGCUUGUUUUUAUAUUCAGAUUUUAUACCAGCAUUGCUUCCAUAUGAUUUGCUUUUUUUGGGUUAUAAAGAUAUGGUAAGAGAUUAUUUGUUUUUAAGAGAUUAUUCAAAUAAAAUCAUAAAUGCAUAUGAAGAGAAAUUAAAAAAUAAUCAGAAUUCUGCAAAUGAAGAUCAAGAUUCAAUCAAGAAACCAAUAAUGGAACACUACUAUGAUAGAUAUUUAGAAGGAAAAAUAGGUUAUGAGUCAGUUGCUUUUGCAUCAGUAGAUUUAUUAGUUGCAGGUUUAGAUUCCACUUCAAACACAGUUUCUUUUUUAGUUGCUGCAUUAAUUAAUAACCCAGAACUUCAAGAUAAAAUAUAUGAAGAAGUAAAGGAUGCAAGUGAUGAUAUUUCUUUUGCUGAUAUUUCAAAAUACCCAUAUGUUGUUGCUGUUAUGAAUGAGGCUUAUAGAUAUGUAUCAAUAGUUGCUUUAUCUGAACCAUAUAUUGCUUCUGAAGAUUUCGAAGUUGAUGGUUACACAGUCGCUAAAGGUACUCAAAUUAUAAAGAAUCUACGUAGUGUUCAUAUUAGUGAAGAGGGAAAUUGGGAAGAUCCAUUGAAAUUUAAUCCUGAUAGAUUUUUAGCAUCACCUCCUUCAUUAAAUCAAAAAUUAUUAUAUCAUUUUGGUAUUGGUAAAAGAAUUUGCCCAGGUAAAAGUUUUGCAGAAUGUGUUUUCUUUACAAUAAUAGUAUUAUUAUUUAAAAAUUAUAAAUUUGUUAAUCCUAAUCCAAGUGUACCAAUUGAUGAAACCCAAAUAGUUGCCUUAGCAAUGCAGUGUAAAGAAUAUAACACAAUUGUUCAAAAACGUUAA